CCUCUCUCCCACUCUCUCUCCUCUCUCCCACUCUCUCUCUCCUCUAGAUGAUCUUAUUAGAGAAGCUGGGGCAGCAGUUGAGUCAUCCCACCCGGUCAGUGUAUGGUUGGCUGAUCACUAAGUUUCUGAAGUAUCACAACAAGAUGUUAGAGGAGAGUGCGGUGUCUCUGUCUGGGAUGCAGCCUGGAGAUACAGUGUUAGAGCUGGGCCACGGGCCAGGACUGGGUCUGAAGGCUGCAGCCACACUGCUGACAGAACCUACUGGGAGACUCAUAGGAGUGGACUACUCACAAUACAUGCACCAGAUGGCAGGUAAUCUUCUGAAGGAGUUGGUCUCCAGUGGGAAGGUGUCUCUGUAUCUGUGUGAUGUGGCAGCCAUGCCUCUAGCAGACAAUAUGGUAGACAAGGUGUUCCACUGUAAUUGCUACUACUUCUGGCCAGACCUGAUGAAGGGAGCUGCAGAGAUACACAGAGUCAUGAAACCAGGAGGUGUGAUGGUGACCACUCUGAGACUGAGCAGGGUGAUCAGCUUUGCGUCCAGGCGGGAGUUCCCUGGAGAGAACUGGCAACCCGAGGCUUACAUGGCAGCUCUGAGAGCCUCUGGGUUUAACCAGGUCACAAUGGAGCAUCUCCAACACAGACACAUCCCUUACCAGGCCAUUUACGCUACUGCUGAUAAGUGAUGAACACACACGUUUCAUCAUCAUCAUUUACCAUUGACGAAUCUCAGAGCUCUGCAGGGCAGGGGUGUGUGGUGAAGAUAUAGGAGUCUCUCUCUCCAGACUGGCUCAGCAGGGCAAGGGGUGUGUGGUGAAGAUAUAGGAGUCUCUCCAGACUGGCUCAGCAGGGCAGGGGUGUGUGGUGACGAUAUAGGAGAGUCUUUCCAGACUGGCUCAGCAGGGCAGGGGUGUGUGGUGAAGAUAUAGGAGUCUCUCUCUCCAGACUGGCUCAGCAGGGCAGGGGUGUGUGGUGAAGAUAUAGGAGAGUCUCUCUCUCCAGAAUGGCUCAGCAGGGCAGGGGUGUGUGGUGACGAUAUAGGAGAGUCUCUCUCUCCAGACUGGCUCAGCAGGGCAGGGGUGUGUGGUGAAGAUAUAGGAGUCUCUCCAGACUGGCUCAGCAGGGCAGGGGUGUGUGGUGAAGAUAUAGGAGUCUCUCUCUCCAGAAUGGCUCAGCAGGGCAGGGGUGUGUGGUGACGAUAUAGGAGAGUCUUUCCAGACUGGCUCAGCAGGGCAGGGGUGUGUGGUGAAGAUAUAGGAGAGUCUCUCUCUCCAGAAUGGCUCAGCUGUCUCCUGUUAAUUCUAAUACAUUCAUUGGAUCUUUGUUUUAAUCAUUUUCCCCAUUACAUGUCACCAGUAGUAAAUGUACCUUUUAAUCCCUGUCAUGUGUUUACAUUUCUGUUUUUGGCAUGUAUUAAUUAUUAUGUUACAGUUUUCGGAGUGGAAACGUGUUUUUGCAGUGGUCACAACCUGCUACACUUGUGAGAAAUAUGUUUUGGUUCAUUUCAUGACAAUAAAGAGCUGUGCGCUCGAUAUAUAA
This is a messenger RNA of Salvelinus fontinalis (brook trout), 1536 nucleotides long. RefSeq lists its product as uncharacterized. Gene Ontology annotation, cellular component: endoplasmic reticulum. The transcript is spliced from 3 exons. Lineage: Eukaryota; Metazoa; Chordata; Actinopteri; Salmoniformes; Salmonidae. The coding region runs from base 48 to 683 and encodes 211 amino acids. Gene Ontology annotation, biological process: sterol biosynthetic process. Gene Ontology annotation, molecular function: sterol 24-C-methyltransferase activity. The record is from RefSeq and is a predicted model, not a curated record.